Coccidioides immitis RS is the source of this 649-nucleotide messenger RNA. RefSeq lists its product as uncharacterized. NCBI's taxonomy places the organism in Eukaryota, Fungi, Ascomycota, Eurotiomycetes, Onygenales, Onygenaceae. The transcript is spliced from 2 exons. The record is from RefSeq and is a predicted model, not a curated record. The coding region runs from base 147 to 506 and encodes 119 amino acids.
AGGAGACUUAGUUUUAUAAAAACAGUCUCUUCUUCCUCACUCUUUUCAAACAGAUGCAAGUCUUCUGGAGACAACGAAGCCUUUCAAAACAAGAUAUUUCCUAACACAAACACGAACCUCGCUUUCUAAACUGAAGACUCGGAAAAAUGUGCAAAAGGGCUUACGAUAUCCAGACCGGUGCUUGUCGCCACAGGAUUGAAACGCCUGGGAGUCUUGUGCCGGAUGCUGAUUGCAAGGGCUGUGGAAUUGAAAAGGGUCGAAACGAUAACAUUGCCGCAACGACCUCGCAUACUCCAUGCGACGAUUGUCAGCAUAAAGGCCUCUGGGUCAAGAGAGCUGACGGAAAAUGGUACGAGGCCGCCAAGGGGGCGCCUAAGCCGCUUCCUUCUUUUAGAUAUCCCUCCUGUCAGUCCUUCCUGCAAGGCUCAAGAUUCUGCAGAUCUAAUAACCUUCCAGAAUCGCUCGGCAAGGUUCACUGUCUAUGGACAUUGUACGGCGAGUGUUGAGUGUUUGUUAUCUGAUGGACAGAGGUGGACAGGCGCUGAGUUGGAGAUCAGGUGAAGGUCCGGGAUAUCUUUUUGGUUGUGUUUGUUUCGGGGGUUCCGCGCCAGACCCAUCACAAUGGGUUCAAGAAGCGGCCCGCUAGAAC